UUGUGUCCUCAAAGGGCCAAGAAAACUGCCAUCACCCUGGACAAACCAGUGCUGUCAAGAGGGGCUAAGGAAACCAGAGACAGCUCCUGGCGCGUUGCAGACUGAGGCCCUGAUACAAAUGUAAAGAGUGUGCUGGAACCACUGUGGACUGCAGUUUGCCAUUGACAGGAAGUGGCUGAAUGUCCCCUGGAAGUGGGGAGCACAGCGUGUGGCAUAGCUGGAGGGCUGUGUCAUGGAAGAGAACACCAUGGUCUUUGGAGAGACAUGGGUCCAAAAGUAGGAGUCAUAGUGGCAUUGCACCACCUGAAGGAGAUGCCCUCAACCACAGAGCUAAUUCCCAAGACAGGCUGAGGAGGUGCCAGAAUGCUAUGACAAUGCAGUUCAUAAGCCAUCGGUUUCCUGAUUAUCAUGAUCCAACCAUAGAGGAUGCUUAUAAAACUCAAGUACGAAUAGAUGAUGAACCAGCUUACUUGGACAUUCUAGACACUGCUGGACAGGCGGAAUUCACAGCCAUGAGGGACCAAUAUAUGCGAGGUGGAGAGGGUUUCAUUAUCUGCUAUUCCAUCACAGACCGCCAAUCCUUUCAGGAAGCUGCAGAGUUUAAGGAGCUCAUUUAUCGUGUCCGGCACACUUAUGACAUCCCAUUGGUGCUGGUGGGAAACAAAAUAGAUCUUGAGGAGUUCAGGCAGGUCUCGACUGAAGAAGGGAUGAGCUUGGCGAGAGAGUAUUCGUGCUCCUUCUUUGAGACCUCAGCUGCCCUGCGCUUCUACAUUGAUGACGUCUUUCAUGGACUGGUGCGGGAAAUCCGCAGAAAAGAGUCCUCGCUGCCCCUGACAGAGAAGAAGAUGAAGAGGAAGGAUAGUCUGUGGCAGAUGCUGAAAGGAUCUUUGAAGAAGAAAAGGGAAAGCACAACCUGAUGGCACUUUCCAGUGGGCCACCUUUAAGGAGCUGAUCACAGUCAUCUGUAGCAAUUCCUAAGGCAGCAUUUACACAGCAUCUUCAGGGCCCAAUUCUGGAGUCCUUUCUCUGCUUUCAUUCAGUCCUUAUGCAGGAAUAACUUCUAUGAGGCCCAAUCUAUGGUUGCCCAGUGGCCCCUUUAUCCCAACAUAGCCAAUGCAGAAGGAGCCACAUAGAAGUCAGUUACCCUCCCCCUCACUCUUGGCACUGUAGGCCCUCUUGUGUAAGGUACAGAGGCAGUGGAGUGAACAUUGUACCUUUCCCUGCAUGAUCCCCAAGCAAGGGGUAUUCAAGGUCAUCAAGAGUAGGAAAGAGUAUUUUACGUACGGAGCAAUUCUCCAAAAAAGGCCAUUAAUGUACCCACCCUACACACACCCAAAUCAUAUAUCAUUUGAAAGCUUAUUUUAUAUACAUUUGGAUGAAUUAUGAGGUGGAGCUUUCACAUGGUGCCGUAAGCUGGUAGGCAUGGUGAAAUACUGGUACCCCAAAUAAAAAGUGUCAUGUUGUGCAUAGUUCCUAAACCAUUGCAACCUGACUAUAACUACAGUUUUUACUGUUCAUGCUAAUUUCAACAGCUUAGUGUGGGGUUCGUUGCUCAAAGCAAC
Molecule: messenger RNA, 1562 nt
Organism: Mauremys reevesii (Reeves's turtle)
Lineage: Eukaryota; Metazoa; Chordata; Testudines; Geoemydidae
Gene: RIT2
Product: Ras like without CAAX 2
Exons: 5
Coding region: 180-917 (245 amino acids)
Biological process (GO): positive regulation of neuron projection development; Ras protein signal transduction
Cellular component (GO): plasma membrane
Molecular function (GO): GTP binding; GDP binding; calmodulin binding
Source: RefSeq, a predicted model, not a curated record